AUCACCUUUUUUUAUAAUCUUCUUCUGCUAUUGUCGUCCCUUCCUCGCCAGCGUUGGAUCUAGUCAACAUUCAGGACAUUGGAUCCUUCGAGCGUGUGCCGCAGAGGCAAUAACCGUUGGCAACUGUGGCCAUUCCCAUCCGCGCAGUGAUGCGUCCUGGGGUCAGUGUCCGACCAGCAUGGCUGGCGAGCAUGUUGCCAUUGUUGGUGAUGGCUCUAUGGCUCGACGGCCACUGCAGCGUGCAGGCUAGCGCUCUGCACAUGGAAAAGCUGCAGGAGAGCGCACAGGAACUGGGUGGGGGCGGUGGUGUGGCGAAGACGGUGUGCUGCGGACACGAAGACCAUCGCUUCGCCUGCAUGGAGAUGGUUCGAUAUCUAUACCUAAGCAGUGGAUACUUACCUGGUCUAGAGAUGAUGUCAUCAGGUGUGGAUGAUGACAUCAUAGGUCUGGGACUGGGAGAUGUGAGGAGCCGUGAGGACAGUGUCUGGGCAAUGCCUGAGCUAUGUAAGCAUGAUGCUGUUGUGCUGCUGGACAAGACUCAUCCAUACGUCAAGCACCUAGAAGAUGUGCGAGACGAUAUCAAGGGACUGGGAAAGGAGUCACACCACACACGUCGGACACAAUGGGCACAGCUAGAAGACCACCACGAGCCAGGUUCAAAUGACAUCUUGACUGUGAUCGGUGGUGGCCAUGAGGGUGUUAAGCAUGGAGCUUAUGAACUGCUGGAGCGAUACGGUGUUCAUUUCAGAAUUGAAGGUGACAUUCUGCCAAGCAGAACAAGCUGGAGUCGACAGCCGCAUCAGCUGCUGAAUGUUAGAACGACUGGCACGCCAACAUUCGACAUUCGCGGUCUCCAGCCCUUCCAUGACUUUCCGGAAGGUCCGGACUGGUGGGGUGAAAGCAUGUACAAGGCAAUCUUCUCUCAGCUCAGCAAGAUGAGAAUGAACUUCUUAGGCCUUCACACCUACCCUUACUCAACCACACCGGGAACAGGCAGGGAUGAACCAACAGUGUGGGUUGGCCUCAAGGAAGAUGUCAAUGAAGAUGGAACUGUAAAAGCAAGCUACCCAACCAGCUAUGCCAACACAAUGAGAAACCAAUGGGGAGACUCAUCCCUGCCAACCGGGAACUAUCACUAUGGAGCCAAGGAUAUGUAUCAAACUGAUUGCUUUGGCAGUGAAGUUCAGGUUGGAAACUGCCCAAUACCCAACACAACAGAAGGCAACAAUGAAGUGUUUGACAGGACUGGAGCAAUGCUGAAGUCAGCAUUCCAGCAUGCCCAGAGGAUUUCCGUGAAGACGUGUGUCGGUACAGAGACACCGUUAAGCAUGCCUUCACCAGCUGUUGGUAACAAGACAGGUAAUGGUCCGCUGAACCUCUACUACAGUGCAUCCAGGAAAGACCACUUCCUCACGACAACACAGUGUGCAGAGUGUGAGGGCGUGUACGUGUUUGUCGGCGUUCAGGGAUACAUCAGUCUCGUUCCACAACCGGGCUUGAUUCCCGUCAACACGUACUACAAUGGACAGAAGUUCGACAACGUCCUGAGCACAAAGCCCAUCGGCCCAGGGUAUGGUUUGGUCCGAACGGAAGGCUACAUCAACGCAACCCUUCUGAAAUCUAGCAAUGGUGAUGAGGACAUCACCAGUGGUCUAGACAUGACAAGUCUUCAGGUGUACUAUAACGAACAGAUGGUCGAUCAUUUGGUGGCGGGUAGUGAUGCUGCCAAGAAGUACGCACUGGCCAAUGGAUACGUGCUGCAGUCAACGCUAGGAAUGGUCAUCGCCAACUUCACUGCACCACCAAUACCACAGGCCUAUGACUACUAUGAGGGGAUCUUCACACGGAUCAUGAAGCUACAGCUACCAAUCGACUAUUACUGGAUCUGGACACCGGAAGGUUGGGAAUGGGGAAAAAUGAAUGAGAAUAACACCGUUUUCCAGAAAGCUGUCGGCGAUCUUAAGUCAGCUUUAGCGGCACGAGAUGACCUGAAAGCACCGUUUGAGCUAGCUUCAUGCGGUUGGGUUGUAGGACCACUUCCUGACAGGAGUAUUUUUGACAAGGUUCUACCAAGCGGCUAUGAUGCGAUCACGUCCAUUGACAUGGCAGUUGGCAAUACACCGGUAGACAAGGCGUACAUGAACAUUACACAUCACAAGAAGUGGGCCAUUCCAUGGAUGGAGGAUGAUCCUGGUCUGACGGCACCUGAGCUAUGGGUGAAUCGCACGCUGAUGCACAUGGAAGAUGCUGCAACAUACGGCUGCAACGGAUUACUGGGAAUUCACUGGAGAACUAAAGCUGUAUCGCCACAAAUACUUGCAAUGGGAAUGAAAUCCUGGGAUCCUACGCUGACGUCAGAUACUUUCUGGACACAGUGGAGCAAGACUGAGUUUGGCAUUGAAGAUCCAGCUGCCAUCUUUAUUAGCAUCGAUAGUUUCCACCUACCCAGGCCUGUUGCGUGGAGUGGUGGCCCCGGAGGAUGGAAAGCAGACCUCAAAGAAUGUGGACAGGCAAAAACCUACGCGUUUGUGGAUGAGCUGGUAGCCAUGAAGACAAAGGUCCAGGGAUUGGCAAACAUUGAGCGAUUUGACUACUGGCUCAAUUCUUUCCUGUACAUGCGAGGCAUAUCGGCAACGGAAUGUGCUUGGGGUGGUUACGAUGCUGAGGUAGCAAAGGCAAACAAGAUCACCGACGCUACUCAAAGGGCUACCUACGCCAGGGAUAAUGUGCUGCCGAUGAGAGUGCAACUGGUUGCCAAUGCUUCACAGACUAUCACAUACUUGCUACAGACCGUGAUAAGCCCAGGUGAAAUGGGCACAGUGAUGAAUGUACUGUCGCAUUCGCUUGUCCAUGCCAUCGAUGAGCAAACAGCAGCACUGGAGGCAAUGCUCAAGCCUGUCAUGGCAUCGCUACCGCCCAAUGCUAUCCCAUCAGAUGAAUACACCGGACCGAGCCGUCUAAUUGUCCCAGCAGUACGAACACACCUCACUGGUGGAGAGCCAUUGGCUGUUUCGGCCAUGUUACUCCUGACAGGCAGUCCUGCACAGACAUGCAAUGUGACACUGAACUGGAAGGCCGUGACUGGACAAGCAUACGAGACGGUCGCCAUGACAAACGUUGGUCGCCAGGUCUACCAAGGAUCAGCAACCAUAUCAACGGCGCCGACAUCGUCCACACCAUAUGAUUACUACAUCUCUGCAAAGUGUCCGUCCAUCGGCACCCCACUCUACUGGCCUGUGACUGCACCGGUGGAACCGCAGACCCUUCUUGUCGGAUAAUGAUGCUUGCAUGGCUGGGUGGUCUUUGUUGUGUAUCAGAUGCGCAUUGUGUUAGGUCCCUUCCAGAUCUGGUGAAAGAGAAUCAGUAAUUUUGUCUGCUUGUGUUUGAAACAUUGCCAUGGUCAAUUGCCUAUGGUUUGUUGGCCUCCAAACAUUCUAGUUUGGAGAUUGUGCAACACAACUCAACACAUUUUUCCCAAGUUUUCCACACUUGACGGACCCAUUAAUCGUUUUUCAAGUUGCAAUCUUUGUGCUCAUAUGUGCAGGGCCUAGGGUUGUCAUUGCACACACUACAUGUGCUGUUUUAUGUAUCCUUUCCAUCGUUACUGUUUGUAACCCGAUCACAGAUUUGUGAGCACUUUCACAGCGCUCAGCACACGCUGAGUAAGCAGCCCCACAUGAUCCGAUGCCUGCCGGGCCGUUUGCCACAUACACGUACGCAUACACUAGUAGAUGCAGAUGAACACAAGCACGAACCAUGCUGAUCAUUGUGCUAUCAAGAACAGGCCGGACGUUGUCAAUAGACAGGAACAUCAAGACUGUUAUUGUAACUACAGGAUUUAUUUAUUUAUUUAUUUAUUCAACAUCUCAUGGCUUCCGA
This is a messenger RNA of Sycon ciliatum, 3879 nucleotides long. RefSeq lists its product as uncharacterized. The record is from RefSeq and is a predicted model, not a curated record. Bases 150 to 3278 code for a protein of 1042 amino acids. The transcript is spliced from 28 exons. NCBI's taxonomy places the organism in Eukaryota, Metazoa, Porifera, Calcarea, Leucosolenida, Sycettidae.